GCUGCCUGAGGGACAUCAGGUGCAAAACCAAAAAAAAUCCAACCUUCAUCCAAAGCCCUGUAUGUAGCUCAUCCCCUUUUUGCAAAAAAAACAAAAGUGGGAUGGUGAUUGUCUUGAAUGCAAAAGUGCAUUAAGUGUUUUUUUUUGCAUUUCACAGUGACACAGCACUUGCAUUUCUUGGCUGUGGGUUAACUUUCAGUUGCAUUGAAAUUAAUACUAAGAAUUGAUAGGGCUUGCUUAUUGUAGUUGCUGCACAGGGUGCAAGCUUGGCACACAAGACAGCUGCAAAAGUGGUCCUACAAGGAGAAGGCUCCCCACCCAACCCAUCUCCCAUGGUGGUGCUCGUGACAAGUUGGAUGAUGUACUGCUGCACAAAGAUCGGGCUGUUCUGUCAGCCACAAAGGAGCUUUGAUCAUAAAGUAUAAACGGCUUUGCAAGAGGGCACUGUCGUUCCAUAAGUUCAAUGGCGAAAAGUAGCAAUCAGGAACUAAUAGAAUGGGAUGAAGAAAUGCAGACCAACGUCAACAAGGGAUUUUGCAGCCCUGAUGAUGUGCUAAAUCUGUCAGGAGAUCAAAUGGACAAUGUUGGGCUUUCACAACACAGUUCAGGUGGUGAUGACAGCAUCAGUUUUGGUGUCCAUUGUGUGAAUACCUUGGAGGAGAUGAGAGGCAGGGCAUCACAUGAGCAGCACCUCAGUUUAUCCCUUGAGGGUGUGAUGGGUGCCGACCAUCUGAUGAGGACACCUCUGAGCACGAAGACAGAGGUGGAGCGUGAAAAUCUAUUUGAGGACUCUUCUGGCGCUAAACCAGUUAGUUCAUCAGAGCAACAAGGCAAUGUUGGGCACAUUGAAGCAAUUGACUCCAAAGCAGGACCAAUCAUCACCAAGCUUGAGCCCAUUCCUGCACAUUCUGUCCUCACUGAGAACUUGAGGACUUUCGGUGAGAACACAAGGGAUCAAUUGAAUAACCAUGCAAGCUCUUUUUCUGCUUGCCUGCCAGACAAUAUUUUAGAUGGGAUAAAUCUGAACGUAUCAGAGGUCGGACGCAGGGUGUUGUUAGCACCUUAUACCCAAAAGGAGCAUGACAACCACACUAUGAAUACUCUUCAGAGUACUGCUGUAGACCAAAUGUUGUAUGGGUUUGAUUUAACAUGUGAACGAGAUGGCGACCAAUAUUCUUCUUUAGACCAGAUGACCUAUGAGUAUGAUGUGACUUGUGGAGAGGAAGAAGUGCAAUACACCUCUCUGGAUCCAGUCUCCUACAGCUUUGAUGUGUCUUGUGAGGCUGAUGAAGAUUUAAACACUUCAGUAGAUCCAAUGUCAUAUGAGUUUGAGGUUUCUUGUACAAGAGAUGAUGAGGAAAUGGCAUGCUUUAGUCAAAACUCCCUCGACAGUGGCAAAAUUGUAGAUGAUCCGACACCAAGUGUCAGCUGUGAAAAGGCUAUCAGCAAUGUGCACAAUGCUGUCCAGUCAUGGCCAGAUACAGAGUUCAUUAUUGGCUCACUUGAGCAUCCAAGCAGUGUGGAAAACCCUUUCAGGGUCUUACCUUUAACGAAUGAAGACAGUUGCAAGAGAGUGGCCGUGACUGAGAUUUCUGUCAAUGUGCCUCGAGACCAAAUGCUGCCAACAAAAGACGUUCAUGAAAGGGAACAAGUUCUGACAAGCUUAGGAAAGGAUUGUAUUCCUGCAGAAAUAAAGGAAUAUCCUGACUACUGUGAAUCAGCACCUGUACACUACCAUGAGUAUCUCAAUACCUCGAAGAACAGGGAACCCAGUCAGUCGGCGAUGGAUGAGCGCUUCAGUGAGCAGCGUGAUGGUGGCAGUGUAGAACCAACCAAUACCUCAGUGACCAAUUACACUCUCAGCCUUUGUCAAGCUGCGUCGUGGGACUGCUCGAGUGCAAUCGGUACAGACUGUGUAGAAGAGCUUUCCCAGUUCUCUGCUAAAUCCUCUGCAGAGCAUGGCAUGGAAUCAUCACGGGCUACCUCAGUUCAGUCAAGCGAAAGGUCAUCAAGCCUUGAGGGCUGCGACACGCUUGACGUUCCAGGCGUGCACGGUGCAGAGAGGCCCUGCCUCACUGCUGGCCAGGUGGUCCCGGCUGUUGAAAGGAAGACCGAGGCGAUUCAGUCAGCAGCCCCUUUGUUUUCUGCCAAUGCACAAUUGCCUGAUGAUAAAGAGAUGCCUCAGGAAAGCACUCCCAGCACAAACAGGGAAGCCUUGAAUGCAUCUGUGCUGGUCCACACAGGGGUGAAUGUUAGCCCUGCAAGAAGGGAGGAGGUCGCUGAUGCCACCGAUAUAUUGUCUUCGGCUGAUGCCUCGAGCCUGGUGUUAGCACAUCCUUUAAACUCAGGGGAACUCUCCAUUCUAACCUCAACUUCAAUGGAAACCAUAGGUAAACAAGCGGCAGAGACAUUUCGAGUGGGCAAUCUGAACACAGCGGAAGGAGGAAUGGGAGCGAGUAAUAGCUCUGACUCAGAAGGAACAUCCAAGGCACUCUGUCCAAUUGCGAACAAGGAGCGGGCUGCCUCUGAAGAGUCAGGAGCAUCAACUGAGCCAGCCUCUUCUCCCAAACCACCGGCUGCAGUCUCAAGCAUAGAGCGAAAACAAGGUUUGGAACAAGUACAUGAUUACUCAGGACUAUCAAACAAAGACAGCAAAAUGACAUAUUUGGUUUCAGGGAAGAGAAGUGAAAAUGAGGAGCAAUUUGCCAAAGGGAUAGAAGAAUCUAAGAGCAAGGGGUUGCCAAUAGAAGGCAAAGUAAUCUCCAGAGAGACAUCAGCAGCUUUCACUGCAGUGGAAUCAGAAGAAGCCCUCAAGCGAAGACUGGACCUUUCAAGUGAACACAGCAAAGUCAGUAAAUACCUGAAUGUCAAUAAAGAUUACAGAGUGGACUGUGCAAAACCAUCGCUGACACCUGUGACGGGACUAACGCUGCUUAGUGCCAGUGUGGUGGAGAAAGAGCCCUGUGUGGCGCCAGCUGUAGUGGCAACGAGGAAUCCUGUACCUUCGGGUGAACCUUCUCUUUACACUUGCACAAAGUGCAGCGUUUACUUCCAGGACAGGGAGUACCUGCGCAGGCACAUGCUGGACCACUUUGACGGACAGGCUGAGGAGGGAUUCGCAGGGGGUCCUUGCCCGUUCACAUGCCAUGAGUGUGGCCAUGCCUUCUGCAACCUAGCCUCCCUUCGAACGCACCUAAGUCUUCAUCAGGAGCGCAGAGCGAGCUUCAUGGAGGCCUUCCAGGAGCUGGCUGACCCAUGGGACGAGGGGCAUGGGGCCAGGUGGCAGGGCACAUUUGGGACCAGCCCGGCUAAGCCACCAGUGGUGCGGGCUGAAGCACAUGCCCACAAAAUGCCUUGUCAGUGCCAUCUCUGCCAUUUCCAGGCAGCCACAAGUGAAGGACUUCAGGAGCACCAGUGGCACAACCAUCCAGGCGGGGUGGAAAAGGCCAAGUCUCCGCGCACGCCCAGUCUCGGGUUGCCAACACAGGCCAUCAGAACAGAUCCGAGGCUGAGCCAGGAGUGUCCUUCCUCCAAGAGAGUGGAGAGUGUGUAUAAAGACCAGGUGAAACUCAGCCAGCAACACAUCCAUCAGCAAAAGUCAGGCUGCCCUCCAACCAGGCCACUCUGGCCUUCUGCUGGCCAAGGAGCUGAGGAUUCAUACAACCAAUCCAGCAACUGUGAGAACUCUCCAAGGUUCCUGCCAUUGAAUAAUCCUGGUGAUGGCAAGCUGGAGAUAGAAUCAUUGCCUUCAACUGCAAGGGGACCUUGUCGCUAUGAAGAUAACCGUCCUCUGAUCUUUGAAGGGAAGCAAAAGAGCAAAACCAUUCUUGAUGUCCCAGAAGUGGAGAUUGCCAAGUUGAAAACUCACUUGGUGCUGGACAUGACAAAGCGGGUUGUGCUGCAGAAUACGCAGUUCAAAUCACCAGUGGGCUUGUCCAAUUACAUAGGCUUGUGCGAAGGUACAGAGACAAACAUCACCCCCUUGCCCAGAGGAGGCUUUGCUCCACAACAAGGAGCUGUCUGUUCUUCUCGCAGCCAGGUAAUGAACAAAAUUGAGUCAGUUGGAGAACAUCAUACCAAUCAAAGAACUGCUCUUACCUACAGGAAAAUUGUAAUAGACCACUUUGCAUCCAGAAUGGGUCCUAGUGGACCUUCAGUCUACAAAGAUGUCGUGAGACUAAAGACCGAUUCGGAGGAGACUGUGGGAAAUAAAGCAUGCUCUGUUUCAUUUGGUCCACAAGACAGUCAGGAGAUGAAGACCUCAGGCUUGCCAGGUCACCAAAUUCAGAUCUGUGAUAUAAUAGCUCUUCCUGCUAAGAAGGGAAGGAUGACUACAGAUCCAACUGCUGCUACUUGCCAGCCUAGAGCAGUAAGAAAACGCACAAAAGAACUGCUAAAGACUAUCAGUUUUCCACAAGAUCUGUCAGUUGACCAACAUCAGCAAUUAGUGAGAAUGACUUCUAUAAUAAUACUUGAUAAAACAGAAAGCAGGUCAGAAUGUGACUCUGCCUUAGAUGAAAAGGUUUUGGGUUCUUCCAUGGAAACCAGGGAGGGCCAGUCCCAAAGGGAGCCCGGGGAGGGCCAGUCCCAACGGGAGUCUGGGUCGAGCCAGUACAAUUGGGAACCCGGGAUGAGUCAGUCCCAACCUGUGGGAAGGUAUUCCCAUCAUGAGCCCAGAGACACCCAGUCUCAACGUCAGCCCAAUUGUGAAGAAAGGGAAUUAGCUUCUUCUGUGGAAGUAGGGUUAGACAAAAGCAUCCUUUGGGAGGUGCCCAGCGAGGAUUUACCACUAGAUCUGAUGAAGAAGUCAAAAGACCUCUUGAGCAAGAAUUUAUUACGUAUGUUUCCAUUGGAAGAAAGAGAAUGUCCCUAUUGUCCAGAUAAAUUCCACACUGGAAUAGGCUUGGCCAAUCAUGUACGAGGGCAUCUUAAACGAGUUGGCAUCAGUUACAACACCCGGCACUUUAUAAGUGCAGAAGAAGUUACAGCAAUUGAAAAGGAAUUCUCAUUACAGAGGCUGAAGAGAAAAGCCCUAAAGAUCCGUGGCAGUGCAGUGGAAAAGUGCAACCUGUGCGGUGCCAGCUUUGACUCGCGGGCGGGGAUGUCGAGCCAUGCCCGCGCCCACCUGCGAGAGCUCGGUGUCAUGUCCUGGAGUGCCACCAGCUCCCCCAUAGACCUGCUCAACGAGCUCCUUCAGGAUCUGGCCCCCUCCAGCCUGGCCGAUGGCCAAGCAAGGCCAGACAGCAGCCACCGGAAACCUGCCAGCUAUAAGUCAGGAGCCAAGACAGCGUCAACAAUGUCAGAAGGGUCAAACCCCCAUCCAGUUGUGCGACCAUUCGCCUCCGCAAAUAACAGUUCAUCACCACUCAGAAACAAGGAGGACUGUGGAGAAUCCAUUGGUUUGUUCUCCUGGAUCAAAGAAAAAGCUGUUUGCCUUGAGCAACGGUCGCAUGUUCCCUCCCGCGUUCCCGAUCGGUUGCGCGGCGCUCGUCCCCGCCCUGGCUGCGCGUUCUCUCCGCGUCUCUCUCUCUCUCUCUCCCCUAAGAUGGCUGCUGCCGCUGCUUCGUCUUCGACUCCUUCCUCCUCCUCAUCACCCACCGGCUCCAGCCUAGAGAACCUGACAAAGGCCGAGCCCCGGGAAUGCCCCACGACGAUGAAAGAAGUGGCCGGCCCUGGCGAGGUGGUGAUAAUUGAUCCUGAUGAUGAUGAUGAAAUGACGACUCUGGAACUCGAUUUGCCAUCUGGACAUAGUUCUGCAGAAUCUGAACUCCAGGAGAAAAAUGGAUUGUUAGGAACUCCAGAUACAAACUUGCAAACAACUUCAGUGCUUCCCAAGCAGCCUCUUCCUAAAAUUACCUUGGUGACCCAAGGAGAGGAUUCACUGCAGUCUAAUAAAUUGCUGAAUUCCUGUCAGUUAUGUGGCACCUGCUUUGAGACUCGUAAAGGAUUAUCAAGUCAUGCACGCUUCCACCUGAGGCAAUUUGGAGUGCCAGACUCGGAAAGCAGUGGCGCCCCGAUCGGUACACUGUAUGAACUGAUGAAAAGAAAAGGGAUACCUAGUGUUUUACCCUCCACUUUGGCUACUGAUAAAUCGCAGAGCUGUUCACCAAAGGACAUGUCUGCUGUAAAACAAGAAACUCCUGGCAAACCAAUUGGAGAGGAGUGCCAGGGAGAAGCAACACAUGCAGCUAAAUCGCCAAAGUUGACCAUUACCAGUCCACCGAAGGGCCAGUCUCAGGCAGGAUCAUCGACACUCAAGAAAGUGCAUCCCAUUUUACCAAAGCCGGUGUCUAGUAAAUCUCCAGAACCUGGAAAAACAGGGCGACCAUUGAUGGAUACUCCUCAGACAUCAGGAGAGCUGAUGUCGAAGAAGCUGUUUUGGACCCCACAAGAUGACAACACACCUUUAAACCUCACAGUUAACAGUGAACACAUAAGCUGUCGGUUGUGUGGUGCCUGCUUUGAAACCCGGAAGGGGCUGUCGAGCCAUUCCCGAGCUCACUUGAGGCACUUUGGAGCGGUGGAUGUGGAUUCUAAAGGAUCUCCGAUUGAAGCUUUAAAUGAAUUCAUUAAGAAAAAAGGAAUUCAGAGUGCUUUGUCAUCCAUGUUGCCAAUAAAGAAAACGCACAGCUACCCUAAAGUGUCUGCCCUCAAAGCAGAAAGGACUAAUUUCAAGUUAGGAACACCUGUCAACAAGAAAACAUCUCUAACAUCCUCUUCAUUGUCACCACAGAAGAAGCUGAAGCAAGUCACUAUGAGUGUGCAUAUGGAAUCUGGGAUUUCUCAGGCUUCGAGAUCUAAUAAUGAACUGGCUGCAGAAACUUAUUGGCCAUCUUCACCUAUAAAUCUGUCAAUUGAUUCAGCGCCUAGCAAAGAGACGCGUUGUGAAUUUUGCGGUGAUUACUUUGAGAACCGCAAGGGGCUGUCGAGUCACGCAAGGUCACACCUGAGGCAGUUUGGGGUGACUGAAUGGACAGUUAACGGUUCGCCAAUAGACACAUUGAAGGAGCUUAUGAAAAGGAAAAUGCAUCCUCUCGACUCGCCUCUCACACCUGAGCUCAAAAUGCCCUCAAAGCCAGCAUCAUUGCAGGCCCUGCAGAGUGAACCCUUCUCGCCCUCUCCGGGUAAAUCAUCCAAGUUUAGCCUGACCAUUCCAUCUGUCGGGCAGGUUCCAUCAGGAUCACUAGUGCCGAAAAAGGUUCAGGGGCAAUUUUUCUCCCCUCCACCACUGAAAAAACUGAAGCUGACCCCACUGAAAAAGGUGAAACAAGAGCACUUCACAAUAGAGUAUAAUCCUGAGGAAUCAGCAACCUUGCUGAAGAGCAGCAGUUAUUUAUCCGAACAAAUGUGGUCAUCCAGCGAAGAUACCUCACCUCUUCGUUUAACAGUUGACCAACCCAACAAGGAUGUCCGCUGCGAGUUUUGUGGUGAAUACUUUGAGAAUCGCAAAGGGCUAUCAAGCCAUGCCAGGUCACAUCUGAGGCAGUUUGGUGUGACAGAGUGGACUGUGAAUGGUUCACCAAUUGAUACGUUGAAAGAGCUGAUGAAGAGGAAAGGAAAGCCCGAACCACUUAGCCAUGAGUCAAUGCAGCGGGAGCUACAACGAGAGCCUGAAAACUACCUGUACGAGGAGAAGUCAAUUUCUAAGUCAUUGGGUCCGCUUAUUAAGUCAUCUGGCAAGGAGGUGCAGCAAAAGCACCUAACGUCCACCGCAAGAAAAGUAUUAACUUACAUGCACAGCACCCAACAUGCGACUGGGUCACCACUGGGCAAGAAGAUACCGAUGGGUUUUGUGUCAACUGCACCACUAAAGAAACCCAUGCUAGAUGAUAGAAAUCUGACGCCAGAAUUGAAACCCAGCUAUACUCCAGGGUCAGGCUUGUUUAAGCCAAAGGCCACAUGGUCCCCGCAGGAGAAGGUGACAACGAGUCCAGUAAUAGCCGCAGAUACUUGCUGCGAAUUGUGUGGCCACUACUUUGAAAACCGGAAAGCUUUAGCCAGCCAUGCCAGAGCCCAUCUCAGACAGUUCGGGGUGACUGAAUGGCACAUCAACGGCUCACCGAUAGACACCCUGAGGGAAUGGAUCCGCCAGAAGCCCAACAUUGGCACAGGUGCUUCCCUGAACUGUAUGCAGGACCGCCCUCUUCCAAAACCUAUCAGAAACAAUAUCAAAUCUGUGGUUAAAGAGCUGUCGGGGGAGCUGUGUUCUCUGCCAGGGGGUAAGACGGUGAAGUUGGAGCCAAUGCAGCCCAAAACAGUAGAGCUGGGGUUUCCGGCCUCACCGGUACAGAAGAAUCCAGAGACAGAAAAAAUGCCUCCGACAGAGUGCUACAUCCCCACAGAUCUGAGCCAAGGCAGCAUAACUGAGUGCACCCCGAGCUCCUCUAUGCCAUCUGAGGACGAUGAGCCACAUCCAAAGAAAAAGAGAAAGCACCCAGUCAAGUUAGGAACCUGUGAGUAUUGUGGAGUGACACUAACCACGGGUGUAGGCCUCUCCAACCACAUGCGUGGCCAUCUGAAAUCUGGAUUGAAAAGGAAGUUACCGAGUCUGUCUCAGUUUGAGGAACUCCACGAAAAGGCUGAACCUGCACUCACCGACACAUACUAUGAGCGUAAGCAACAUAAGCCGGUGGUAUGUACAGAGAACGUGUCACCAAAACGAGAGGAAGGGAAGGAGACAAAAACGUUCAGGCCAAAAUCAGAGGAACCAAGACCCCUCCGAGUGAGACCUGUGAUCUUUCCGGUGCCGAAGCCUGAGCCCAUCUCACUGGUGAAGUUUAUAGGAAACAUCUACACUCUGAAAUGCAGAUUUUGUGAUGUGGAGUUCCAUGGUCCGCUUUCGAUUCAGGAAGAAUGGGUGAGACAUCUGCAGCGACACAUCCUGGACAUGAACUUUCCAAAGACGGAGGCUACCCGCGAAGAGAUCUCUGUGUCUGCUGACAUGGGGAAAUAGGGAAAAUCGGCUGCCUGUGUGGAUACUUGGGUACACUGGAGGCAGAGUGUCCAUUGCAGUCUCUCAUGAAGACGCACUCGAUUUUAUGUUCUAGUUUUAGUCAAGUUUGGAAAGAAUCUCCUUUGCCUUGAACGUUUAAACCUCUGUAGUAAUAAAAGUAUCUGCCUUAUGGUGAUUUCCUUAGAGUAAUUCUGCAUUUGCCUCAUACAGUUAGAAUGUUAUAAAGAACAACUUAGCCCUGAUUAAUUUCAUACAAUAUAAGAUCAGUUAGGUAGCCCAGUGCACUUCAGGGGGAGUGGCAGUGUUUGAUGAAGGCUGCAUGGCAUUGUAUUUGGCAUUUAUAUAACCUGAAGCAAAAACACUGUUUGCUUGUGAUCUAUUUGGUAUCACUGUCACACUCCCAAGUAAUAGAUCAAUCCCUGCCUUGGGAGACAAGGAGAGAAGGAAAGUACAAGGUGGAUUGAUAAUAAUUAUUUUAAAAUUUUUUCAAUGUUGUGCCACUUUUUUUAAAAAACUACAUUGUAGCGAAUCAAACUAUUCAGUGUUUCUCCUUUCAAGGCCAGCAGGGGAAGGGAGCGAAGCCCAUUAAGCAAGUAGCUGCCAUAGUACGGAUCAUUGCAUGAGGUCAGAACCAAGUAACCAUGAGGAGGAGGUUUGGACGUUAUGCAUUCUAUGUACAGUGUGGUUGCACGUCUUCCUGGUCAGUGUCACUCAAACCUUGCAGGGCAGAAUUCGAGCUAUACAAGGCUGGUUCAGUAUUAAACAAUGUGCUGUGAAGUACCUAGCCUUUGUUAUGGCGGUUAUUUUGCAUGCUGUCAGACUGUAGUAACCGAACAAGAGAUCAGCAGUACAGUACAACACAGAACCCUAAGCGGAAAGUUCACACGUGUGCCAGCAUCUGAAAAAUAGUAGGUUAGGACUCUCAGCACUAAGUAGACAUGUCUGUCUCUAUGCAACCUACAGAAAGGGAUCUUGUGUUACAGUGAAUACUGUAGAAUGUCCCAGCUUAGCAGGAACAUAGUCCUAUUAGAAAAUGGAAUAGUUGCCACUUAUAUUUCAUGUCCUCAAGGUUUUUAUGACAGCAGUGCUGCAGCUGAUGCACUUUACCAUCAUUCUAGUGCAUAGGUCAAGCCACUUUCUUCUGUGGGGCAGCCGUCAAUGAGCAUAUGGCUAGGGGAGUGGAUGGGUCAGUCUAAAAGAGCCUUAUUCCUCUGACUGAAAGUACUAAAUCUGCAUUUUUUCCAACAUAUUUAUACUCAUCCUUUUGGAUGCUUCCUAAUAAUUAGUUGCUGUUUUAAUAUUCGGCAAAGGACCUAUUUGUUUUUAGAAGUGCUUUGGUCACAAAGUGGCAGUACGUCUGCACGUAAAAAUGUAAGUGUAUAGUAAAACUGUAAAGAUGCUUUCUUUCCCUUUUCUUCAUCUUGUAUGUGCUGAAUGGUGGUUGAUUUUUAGCAAGUUAUAAAGGCAGGUUUUAGAGUCUUUAGUUGUGUUCCCUUUCACAGCUGAGAUCCUCUUGGCAUCUUGUGGUCUGAUGAGCUGUGAGUUAAAGACUUUGAGAGAUGCCAUUUCAGGGCACUUGGGCCUUGGAGGUCCUGAAGCCCUUGCUGGACUAUCACCCCACCGAUGCCACUUUUGCACCACUGCCUCAGCGAAUUUUGUUGGGGUUACUGUUCCGUCUGUCUAAAUGGCAACACUUCCAAGUGUCCUUCCUGCUGCUGUGAUAACGCAUCGGUCACUAAUUCUCUGCAAACCAGAUAAUGUAGCUGUGGGGAGGAAGGGGAAGGGGAUCUCUCAAGGCUGCUCACAAGGAAGAUGCUCAUCAAAAUCAAAUUCCUCUUCUCUUCCUCCUCCGCUUCCCACCAAAUAAAAAUCCUGUCCGUCUGAGGACCACCUCUUUUUUGGUUUGAAAGCGGGAUACAAAAGGCUGUUUUGUUCUACUGAAGCUGUUCAAUUUAAAUCUUAUUUAAACCUGUGGUCACUUUAUAUUUGCAGUGUUGUGAUGUGAGUCUGUGCAUCUAAUGCAAUUGGACUCCCUGUGACCAAAAAAAAAUCUUGUUACCUGUUUGUUCCUGUGACUGUGUAUUGUUGUAACAUGGAGUGUAAUGAAAUAUACCUUCAUAACCAAAGGUGCUAUGAAAUUGGUUGUUUGGUAUCCCAAAAUAAGGUUUGUUUUUGAGAAUGGACUGCCGCGUCAACACGUACAAAAGCUCCUUCGUUGAAUUGGUAGAAGUUCAGACUUUUGUGUCUUGUUUAGAUCUAUUUUCACUAUUCAUUUGAAUGCAUAGAGUUUUAAUUUUGUGCUUUUGAAGUGUAUUAAUGUGACUAUGCUCUAGGAAAGAUUACAUUCAGUGCAUUUUAACGUCAUGUGAUGCUGUUAAUUCAUUACCUAAAAUUGCUACCACUGCCAAAUCUGUCAUUCUUGGUGCUUCUUCCUCAUGUUACAUGCUCCAGCAAAAUACUUGGCAUUUGCCCAGGGAGAUGUAAUCCAUAAUUGUAGAAUUAGGAACAUCUCACUUCCAGUGGAAGCAGACUCUGAAGAUUUGUUAAUGCUCACCAUUGAGUUUAACUGAGAUCCUAAUAGUUCUGUAAAGUUUGUGUGAAUCAAUCCUGGUUUUGGUUGCUGCUACAUGCCCUUAGAUGCCAAGUGAUUGUGUAUUUGGAGAGCAUGCAUUACAGAGUUGGCUACAGUUCUCUACAGGUUCAAAUCUUGAUUGCAUCCCUGGCAUUAAAAAUCUCAAUUAAGCUGCACCUCUCCACAAAUGCAGAGGCAGCAAGCAGACAGGUGCUAUUGGAAACAUCAAAACACACUUCUGGAGUUUUUUUUAGCUGCCUCUGAUUAGCAUGAGCUGUUUUGCAAACUCCUAGUAAGGUUUCAGUGGUCAGUCUCUUAACAUGCUGUAGAAAUGACUAGUUCAUGCCUCCAAACUUUAAUGGAAUAUUCAGGGUUGUUGGCAUUGACUGUUAAUACUGUUUUGGGAGAUUAAAGUGUUUGUGCAGGCCACCGCGUAGUGCGAUGGUGAGCCUUGUGAUAAAGUUUAGACAGUGAUGAAGGAAGACUCUUACAUCAAACUUAGAAAGCAAUUGUUCACAGUUGUUUUUCUAAGAGAGGAAUUUAAAAGCAUAUUUUGGGAAUCUGAAUUCUGUGUAAAGUUUCUUAGAGCAGAAUGGUACCUCUAGAAAUGGUUGAUGUGCUUGUAUUUUGCUGCAAGUUUCUUACUUUAUUGAUGCAGAGGGAACUUCUUAAAAUGCUUACUAUUUCUUGUACUAUAAUCUGUUGUUCUCGCAUGUAUUGUUAAAUAUUAUUGAUUCUCAUCUAUGUUUGUAUUUUAACAUUUUUUUUAAUAUAAAUGUUACCACAGUAAGAAUUGGAUUUGCAUCUUGUGUAGCUUUCAAUUUCUUUGUGCUCAUACCAAGAUAUUUCAAAAGUAAAUGUCUGUCAUUUUAGGGUGCUAGUUUUAUACAAUUUCCUCUUGCACCAUCAGUGCUGCCAGUUCAUAUUCUGGCAGAAACUUCUCACUGCAUGACCUCUGCCCAAAUUGCCUUGCAUAUGAAAGGAAAAUGCACAUUUGUUAAUUUCUUCAUCUCCCCCACUCUCAAUUGUAACAAGUAGAUGUCCGGAUUGGGUUUGUAUGUCAUAGUGAGUAGUGGAAUUGUAUAUGUAGUGGUAGUUUGUGGGUAGAGAGUAAUGUUACAGGGUACUUAGGAAUCAAGCUGCAUUACUAUCAAGCGAGCAGUAGAUAAUUGCUUUUUUUCAAGUUAUCUAAACACUGACCUGAAAAAUAACUAAGGUAUUGUGUGUGCAAGCAGGAUAUUAAUCUCUAGGUCAAUAUAACCCUUGUGAUAAAGAUAAUCAUUGGCAAUAUGCAAUACCUGAGUCAUUGCUUGGUCAGAGAGGGGUUUAAUGAGUGCUUUAAACAAAAGCAAAGUAGAUUUAGGGAGAGAUUUCAGACAUUGGUGGUAUCAAGCAGCUGAAAGCAUAGCCACCAAUGGUGAGGUGAUCAAAAUCUGGGAACAUUAGUCUGUGAGUAAAUAAUUGUAUUUUCUGCUGAACUCAGCCUCUGUUCACAUAAUUUCACUGGGCUCCACAAAAUUGUUUCAUUUUGAAUAUGCCAGCCAUUUACAAUUUCUGAAAGAGAAGACGUUCAGAGUUCUGAAAUUCAACCCCAACAAUACUGUUAAAGCACACCCAGUAAACAUAAUGAUUCCCCCAUUCUGGUUUGCUUGGAAUUGUGUAACCAUAAGCUUAGAGCUCACGUUUUGUUAACUUUCUCUAAAAGUUCAUUUCAUAAUUUGCCCUGUAGUGUCUUGCAGGCUAGAAAAAUUUGCAAGUUUAAUGCCCAGUCUCUGUUAAGCAAGUUACUCUUGGUCAGAAUUCAGGGUUUCUGUUCACAACUGGUGAAAAAUUGGCAUGUUACUUCAGAAGCUGCAAACAGGAUUUGCUUCAGACAAUGCUCAGUGAAUCUAACCUUCUGAAAUCCUGUCUAGCUUCAUCCCAUGCAAUAUUUAAAAUGUAAAACUGGAACUCAAUACAACUAAUCUGAGCACAUUGAGGGUGGUUGAAAAACUGGACAGAAAUAUUUUGCUGAAAUACACAAUAUUCCUUAUGCAGGCUAUAGAACAUUGCUCUCCCAGUUCAAAUAUUUUCCCAGCCCUCUUAAAUCUCCUGGUUAAUCAGUUAUAGCAUUGGGGUAUUGAGGGUCAUUAAAUUAUCUAAGAUCUGUACUAAUACUUCAGUGGGGUUGACCUGAAGAAACUUACCUCCUGACAGUUAUCUGAUUAAUUAGUAUUCCUGGGAGCCAUUAGGUUACUCUUUCCUAGGCACAUUGGGAUUUGAGGGCAAACUGAUUCCUCACCAUCUGGAAUAUUUGACGUAUCUCAAGUAAAUGACCCUACAUGGGAAAGUGAUUUCCGAGAUCUUGAGGUCCAAAUGCAUAGCUUAUGAACCUUUACACUGCAAAGCCUAUACUUUAUUUCUCCCCUACUUUUACUCCAGCUUCUUUCAGUAUUUACGGUUGCAAAAAUGGGUGGUUUACUUGUAUUUCUUCAUUUAGCUGGACCCUGCAUAUUAUUGCCAACAUGAUGUUAUGUUGAACAGAUGUGAGGUUAAGCAAUCCAACUCCAUCAGCUUGGAGAUCCCUGGUGCACAUUCUAAUUUAAAUUUACUAAGGCUCUUUUAAAGCAUUACUUCACAAAAUUAACAAUCCCUAUCACAAAUGCUAUGUGUGUUUAUUGGCCAUUGGUUGCUUUAAGUGCUCCCAUUACAAAGAAAAAAAAUCAUUUGUCUGAACUUCCAGCAGAAGAGUUGUUCUGUCAUCUGUAACAUACAUCCAGGUUAAUAUAUAGGGUGUCAAAUUCAGGUUAUUUGGGAAUGUGCACCCUGACUAACCUGUCAGGUACUUUUAUUAUUCAAUUCAGAUGGGUCUGCAGAGUAUGAUGAACACAGACAAGAUAACUUUUGACUUAGGUUUAAAAAUAACACUGUAGCAAUUGGUAUGUCAGUUGUGUGAAAACAAGUUGAAGUGACUUCCAUUUGUAUAACCUGGCAGACAUGUGGCCUGAAAUUUCUCAUUUUCUUGCGUCAAAGGAAACAUCAUUUCACUGGGAGUCAUGGAUUACAAUCUGAGCUGAACAUGGAGCCAUUAGCAUGACUUGAUGCAGGGUUUAUGUCAGCCAAGGUUAUGGUUUGCCAAGCUAGUGUGUAAAGAAAUGCUGACUGGUUAGAAGUUUCCCUGAUGAACCCUAUUAUUUGAGAAUUGGGGCACUGAUUUUGUUUCUGCUUAGAGGGGAAUCGGUUUUGCAAAUAAUGUUCAGUAUCAAUUAAUGAAAAUGUAGUCAGUAUGUAAAUAAAGAUUAUUUUCUAAUGAGCAAUUCCCAGUGGUUACAUUUCUGAAGUGUUGAAGCUUUCCUGUAGGUGUGAGAUGCUCAGUCCAUUCUAUUAUUAACCCCCCAGUUUUUUUUAAAAUGGUCAAAUCAGCUUUUGUACAAAUUGUAUUUUACAGGCUAAAAGUCACUUUUACUGUAGGAAUUCUAAUUUUUAAGUGUUGAACUGAUGCCAGCUAAGUGAGGUUACUGAGGAAUAAUUGGACAAGCUUUUUGAUAUGGAGCAAGUCCUGCAUAAAAGAUCUCAAGUAGAUUUAACAGGUCUAAGCCUGAAAUUAGCUGUUGUAUUUUGAAGAUUUUAGUUCCAAUUUAUUGUAAACUAGCUUACCUGUGACUCAUGCUUUCCUUAGCUGUAGUACUUAAAACUAUUUGUGGUGAUAAAACAAUUCCAGCAUAGAGAUUAGUUAAGCUCCAAUGUUUGGUAUGUGAACAUGGCUUCAAGCUUGAUUUUUCAAAAAAUCAUGAGCCAGACCAAAAGUGUAAAUGGAGUAGCUGUGGCAAGGAUAUAUCCACAAAUACAGUUUAAAAGGUGGGGUACAGGAACUCCCCUGAUGGUGCAUUCUAUACAGCCUAUGCAUUGAAAUUGUUGCCUCUAAUCAUGUGAUUGCUAGAACAUAGCUGUCAAGAAGCUCAUGCAUAUGGUUUGCUUUGUGGUAAUUCCUAUAGGUAACAUUUAAUUUUCUUGGCCUCUAGGAGGUAAUGCUUCUCAUUUUAAUUGUUCACAAAUUUCACUAGUCAUAUUGAAGCAGUCUACAUAAAGAUCUUUCUUUAAUAGUAACUAGCUUUUUCAUUCCCUGGUUGUUGGUUAUCAACGCCCCAUUAAUCAUUGUUGAAAACAAAUUACUUACUAUCCAAAGCCAACCUUUGGCAGCUAUGGUGAAAUUUGUGUUCAAGCUUGACAUGGAAGCUUCCAAGUUCAUAAUACAAUCUUAACACUACUGCUGCUCAACUUGUCCUUGGAGCUGUGUAGGUUCUGUUGCUGGGGUUAGUAGAACACAGUAAUAAGGUAAACAUUGCAUUUUUAUAAUUUUUUUAAAAAUGUAUACUUGAUUGUGCACAGCUGUAAAGGACUGUAUUUACUGAUAUUUGUACUUGGGAGUUGUUUAUAAAUUUAGAUAAAGCUUCUAAGAUGUAUGC
Molecule: messenger RNA, 15970 nt
Organism: Chiloscyllium plagiosum (whitespotted bambooshark)
Lineage: Eukaryota; Metazoa; Chordata; Chondrichthyes; Orectolobiformes; Hemiscylliidae
Source: RefSeq, a predicted model, not a curated record